CUCUCCCUCUCUCUAUCUCUCUCUCACACGCACACGCACAUAUACAUAUAUAUAUAUAUAGAUAUAUUUAUAGAUAUAGAUAUAUAUAAAUAUAUUUAGUCUCACAUCUCUUGAUCCACUCUUUUAUUCUUGGUGUAUGACAAUAUCAUCUAUUCAACUUUUACAACAAAAUUACUAUCAAUAACCAAACAACCAUUCUUUUACCUUACAUGAAUUUUCACGACUAUGCAGCUGCAUCAUCGCAAGCAACAACAACAACAACAACAACAUCAACAAAUAAUAAUACAUAUUACACUCAUCCACCAAAGAUGACCUUACCAUUUUCAACAUCAUCACUUGCAACAACAAAAUCAUCAUCAGGAUCAUCAGGAGAAACUGUAGCAGCAGGCUAUCUUACUACUCAUCAUAACACUCCUUCCGUGAUCACUUAUUCCACCAAUGCAUUACAAACAACUACGAUUGUGGAUACGUCGCCUUAUUCAUAUUCAACCUCCGCCAAUCAGGAAUAUCAUCCAUCCUACCAACCGUCCGAUGAUAAUUGUACUUUAUCUAUGAAUCAAUUACAAAUGACUUCUUGGCUUAAUCAACCAACAUUAUCUUCAUCCAUGGUAUCUUCCAAUUAUUCAUCCUUAGACAAUGAUGAAAACCUGUUGAUUCCUCUCCCAGAACGUGGCGUGGCUGGCUUUGUAUGUAAGCUAUAUCAGAGUCUGGAAGCCCCUGAUAAUGGUGAAAAGUAUGCUCAUUGGUGUGAACACAACGGCAAAGAUAUGUUUAUUAUUGACUGUAUACCAAAAUUCACAGAAACAGUUCUUCCCAAACUUUUCAAACAUUGCAAGUUUGCAUCUUUCGUAAGACAAUUAAACAUUUAUGGAUUCCAAAGAGAUACGGAUGCAAGGAAAUCAAAGGAUAGUAGAGAUAAAGAUACUUGUCGAUGGUAUCAUACUCAUUUCCGACCUGGUCGACGUGAUUUAUUCCAUUUGAUUCGACGAAAAGCAACUCGAUAUUCCAGAAGAAAACGUAUCAAGUCUGAACAAGAACAAGAAGAACAACCUGUUGAUGAUGAUUCCGAUCAUGAUGAUGCAGAUACACCCACCAGUCAUCAUCAAUCUCCAUCUAUUCCUUCGAAUGCUACAACGCCAACAAUGACUACUCAUGGGAAUGCCUUGGUUUAUACCUCUUCUCCUCCAUCUUCAUCUACUCUUUUUGGUGAUCAUCUAAUGGAUUCCUCUUCUUCUUCUUUGAUGGUGUCUCCAACCUCACAAUCUGCCUUACCUUCAUCAUCACAACAACAACAACAUUCAUUAUCUCAUCAACCAGUGGCUUUGCCUUUUGAUCAACUACAGCAACAACAUCAUGCAAUACCACAUCCCCUUCAACAACAAAAACAACCAUCCUCCGAUGCUCUUUGUUUAUCAUCACCACUUGACAUUAGUACUCAGACGAAUGGAAAUUACACUACAUUUAUGAAUGAUUAUCAACCACCACCACCGCCACAAACAAUGAUGUUUGAUCAUCCAUCAUCCAUGUACAAUAUCAUGCUUCAGGAACCAUCGGUCUCACCCUCGUCAUCGUCUUCCUCUUAUCAAGAUGAACUCAAAGCCUACAUCACACGAUUACAGCAUGAUUAUCAGCAAAUGCAUACUUACUUUACCAACGAACUCUCCAAAGCUCACAAACAAAUUGAAAUCCAACGUCUACGGUCUGAUUCUUUGGAAAGGUCGUUACGAGGCGAAUGACCUCUCUUUCUUUUUUCUUAUUUUUUUUUCUUAUUUUUAUAUUUAUAUCUUUUACCUUUUUUUUUUUAAUUAUUAUCCAUAUAUGUCUUUUUAUUCUUUACUAGUAGUACUUUAUAUGAAUUUGUUUGUAGCUUUUUUUUUUAUUUUUUUUAUUUAUUUAUUAUUAUUCUUUACCCUACACAUACACACACACAUUACUUUCCUAUUCCCAUUCCAAU
Messenger RNA from Halteromyces radiatus, 1954 nucleotides. RefSeq names its product HSF-type DNA-binding-domain-containing protein. The record is from RefSeq and is a predicted model, not a curated record. Bases 210 to 1736 code for a protein of 508 amino acids. The transcript is spliced from 4 exons. Gene Ontology annotation, biological process: regulation of DNA-templated transcription. Lineage: Eukaryota; Fungi; Mucoromycota; Mucoromycetes; Mucorales; Cunninghamellaceae. Gene Ontology annotation, molecular function: sequence-specific DNA binding; DNA-binding transcription factor activity.